This is a messenger RNA of Rhizophagus irregularis DAOM 181602=DAOM 197198, 1611 nucleotides long. RefSeq lists its product as uncharacterized. Lineage: Eukaryota; Fungi; Glomeromycota; Glomeromycetes; Glomerales; Glomeraceae. The record is from RefSeq and is a predicted model, not a curated record.
AUGUCUUGUUCAAAAAUAUUCUCGGGAGAAUUACCAGAAUUAACAUAUGAUAUUUUAAAGUAUUUUAAAAAUGAUUUUUCAACUUUAUAUUCAUGUAUUUUAGUUAACAGAUUAUGGUGUCGUUUAACAAUUCCAUUAUUAUGGGAAAAUCCAUUUUCAAAUCCUCCGAAUGUGAAAUAUUUUUUUUGUAGUUCAGAAACAAAAAAAUAUAACUUUAUUGAAAUUUAUUUACAUAAUUUAAAUGAAGAUUUAAAUACAAAAUUAAAUGAAUAUGGAAUUGAGGAUAAUUUAUUUCCUUCAAAUACACUUUUCAAUUAUCCUAGUUUUAUAAAAUAUUUGAAUACAUUUGAGAUUAAAUUUUCUACUCAUGAGUGGUAUAAAAAUAUUAUUAAAACUUUAAAACCUGAAAAAAGAUGUUUAAUUGAGAAUGAUGAUUUUGAAAGAUUAAUUCAAAUGUCAUUAUUUAAACUAUUUAUUAAUAAUGAGACAAAUUUAAAUACUUUUGAAAUUGAGAUCUUUUAUAAUUUGGAUUAUUAUUUGAAUGAUAUUUUAUUAUUAAUUUUACAAAAUCCAAAUUUUAUUCACAAUGUUAAAAAUUUAAACCUUUAUAUUUGUAAUAGUUUUUCUAGUGGUCCUAAUAAAAAUAUGAUAAUUAAAAAUAAUAUAUUAAAAUUAAUUAAUUUACAUCAAAAUCUUAAAGUAAUUUCUUUAAAGGCUAAUGACUUUUUUUUAUAUCAGUCAUUAUUAUUAACAAAAGAUUAUAAUUGUUCAAACACUUUAAAUACUAUCACAUUAUAUGGAGUUAAGUUUAAACGUAUAAUCAAUUUAGAUAAAAUAUUUGAUCAAUUAAAAGUUUUAGAAUCUGUUCAUCUCAUUUAUUGUCAUCCCUUAAAUACUAGCUUUAUUCAACAAAUUACUAAUUUAAAUAGACCAUUUAAAUUAAAAUCUUUAAUUAUAAGUGAGAUAAUUGAUGAAUCAUCAUUUCAAUUAUUAUUACAAAAAUGUGGUGGAUAUUUAGAGAAUUUUGGGAGUGAAUUUGUAAUUCAAAAUGAACAAUUAUUUGAAUCAAUUAUAAAAUAUUGUAAAAAUAUUAAAUUACUUAAUUUAAGUAAAUUUGAAAAAUUUGAAAAUCGGAUUAUUUAUUUAUUAUUCAAUCUGAUUGAAAAUUUGAAACAAAGUCUUAAUUAUCUUACAAUUAAGAUAACAGAUUGGAAAAAUUAUAUUGAAUAUAAUUCAAUUGUAUUACAAAAUUUAGGACAAAUUCUUCCUUUUAAAUUAGAAUAUUUAGAUUUGUGUCUUCACAUUAAAUUGAGUGAUUUUGAAGUAUUCUUGAAAAAUUCUCAAGAUACUUUUAUUAAGAAAUUGUUGAUCAAAAAUUUAGAAGGUCAAGAUAUUUUAUCUUGUAUAAAAAAAUAUAUUAUGAAAAAGAAAAGAGUAAAAUAUUUGGCUAUUAUAGAUUCCUUUGAAAGUACAUCAGAUUAUGGAAACUAUGACUAUAAGGAAUUGGUUUCAUUGAAAGAUGAAGUGGAGGAAUUUAAGUUGUAUGAUAUUAAAGUGCAAAGUCAUAAAAGCUUAAUGGUAAGUUUUCCUGAAUUUACUCGGAAUUAUUAA